CCAUGGGGACAACUUUCCUGCUUUGUGUGGCUGUCACCCUAUUCAGAGUAGUCAGUGGAUCAUGCCCAGUGGGGCGGGAGUUCAUUACUGCCUUUAUGCCGAACUAUUUGCUGAGCUUCCAAGAUGAUCAGAGUCUUAAACUGGCCAUAACCACACAGGAUUAUCCAGCCAUUGUUCAAAUUCAGGUCAAUGCAAUCGGCUUCUCGACCUCAGUGAAAAUAGAAAAACAGAACACCAAAUGGAUCGGCAUACCUGGUACCGCUGAAAUUGGGGGUCCAGGAGCUUCCACCAAAACAGUGCAGGUCACCUCCAACUCUGACAUCUCGGUGGUGGCCUUCAACUACAAGUUCUCGACCGGAGACAGCAGUGUGGUCUUCCCGACUGACCAGCUGGGUACUGACUAUGUGGCCUUCACCCCUGUAGGGGGUCCAAGCAACAUGCACAAGCUUAUGUCUAUUAUCAACGGCAAAGAGCCCAACAAGAUCACGAUCAUCCCUGUCUCCAACAUGAAUCUCAGUGGUGUGGAUUCCUGGAAGCAAAGAAAGGCAAUGAUUGUUACCAUGGAACCAUACCAGGUCUACCUCUACCAAAGCUACACCACUUUCACUGGGACCAGGGUAAAAGCUAAGCACCCUGUGGCAGUCCUGGGGGGACACGAGUGCAUUGCAGAUGGAGGCCGCUGCAAUCACGUAUACGAACAACUGCUACCAGUACAGAGCCUCUCCACCAACUACUUGGUUCCUUCCAUGCACAUGACCGAAUCAACAGACUUUGUCAACAUUGUGGCCUCAGAGGACAACACUCUAGUGAAGAUCUUUGAGGGAAAGGUAUCCACUGCUAAAGAGCUGAAUGAGGGGCAGGUGUAUGUGAUAUCUGUCCAACCCAAAUAUCCGCUGAUCAUCAAAAGUGAUAAGAAGGUCAUGGUGAUGUACUUCAGCAACAACAAGCCCUAUGAUCCGUUCCUCACCAACAUCCUCCCAACGUCUAAUCUAGCCAAAGAGUGGUCGGUGGACACGCAGAGCAAAUUCGAGAGCACAUUGGUCAUUGUCUCCGAGGGGGAAGGGAUCAAAACCGUUAAAGUCUGUGAAAAAAAUAAUUGUGUGAAAUCUCUCCAAUGGACAUCAUUCAACUCAGACCCUAAGUACAUGUGGGUAAAUGUUCCAUUGGGAGAGCAGCAACAGCAUUUCUCCAUCAAAGGCGACUCCCUCAUGGCUGUUUACGUUUAUGGUGGCAUGCCAAGAGACGGCUACGCUACAACAGGAGUAUGUACCAAAGGCACUGCACCACCCACUCCACCACCAGACCCAUGUGAGAAAGUCAAAUGCAGAGAAAAGGAAGAAUGUACAAAGGGAGUUUGUGCCCACAUCUCCAAAGCAACCUGCAGGGCCGUGGGCGACCCCCACUACCUCACCUUUGAUGGGGAGAGAUUUGACUUCCAGGGCACCUGCUCAUAUGUCAUGGCCACGGUUGUUAAAUCUGAUCCUGGCCUCAUCCCGUUCACUGUCCUGACCAAGAACAACCACAGAGGGAACAAGAGGGUGUCUUUCGUAAGGAAAGUCUCAGUCACAGUCUAUGGGCUGACUGUGGUGAUGAGCACACAUAAAGGGAAGGUUGAGGUGAACGGUGAGAAUGUCUACCUGCCUGUGACCCUGGCCGGAGGAAACCUAACGGUGGUGUAUAGUGGCAGCUAUGCUGUUCUGAAGACAAACUUUGGCCUGAAGGUUAUGUACGACUGGAACAUGAAGUUCUACAUCACUGUCCCCAGCAGCUACUUCCGCACCCUGGGUGGGCUCUGUGGGAACUACAACGGGGAUCGCAAUGACGAGUUCACUAACCCCAAAGGUAACAAGGAACCCACAGUGGUGAAGUUUGCCCAGAGCUGGAGAACUGAAGACGGCGACUUGUUCUGUCAUGAUGACUGCCAAGGGGAAUGUCCUAGCUGCAUUCUGGCUCUCCAACAGAAAUAUAAGGGAGAGAAGUCAUGUGGUCUCUUGGCCAAAAAAGACGGCCCAUUCGCCAGCUGCCACAAGGUCCUGGACCCAGGCAUGUUCAUGGACAACUGUGUCUAUGACGUCUGCAUCAAUAAAGGCAUCUAUCAGUUCCUCUGUGAGAACAUGAAAAGCUACACUGAUGCCUGUUUGGCCGAGGGGGUCAAAAUUAGCCCUGAGUGGAGGACAAUCACUGGAUGCUCACUGGAAUGUCCGUCAAACAGCUACUACGAGGCGUGUGGCACAGCUUGCCCUGCCUCUUGUUCAGAUCUAGAUGCCGAAGCAAAGUGCAAGGAACCCUGUGUGGAGACUUGUCAAUGCAACAAGGGCUUUGUCCUCAGUGGAGACAAAUGUGUCUCCAAGGAGAGCUGUGGCUGCUCUUAUGAAGGACGAUACUACCCGUCUGGAAUGAAGUUCUGGGAAGAUGACAAAUGCACAAAGCAGUGUGAAUGCAAUCCAGGAACAGCCAAGGUUGAAUGCAAAGCAACAGCAUGCAAGAAAUCAGAGGUGUGUGGCCUGCAGAUUGGUAAGAGAGAUUGCUACCCAACAUCAUAUGCCUCUUGCCAAGGUUCAGGCGACCCCCACUACCGCACGUUUGAUGGCAAGAGGUUCGACUUCCAGGGAACGUGUACUUACGUUCUCUCCAAAUUGGUCAGCAAAGAUGACAAGUCUCUGGCGUCUUUUGAGGUGCUUGUAAAGAAUCAGAAUAGGGGGAGGAACACGGCAGUGUCUUACACAAAGACAGUCACCGUCAUUGUCUUCAAAAACAUCAUCACCAUGAGUAGGGACAACCCUGGCAAAGUAUUGGUCAACAACCAGUAUGUGAACUUGCCAUUUGAUGUAGAAGAUGGCCAACUGUCCAUCUUCCGCAGUGGGUAUUUCGGGGUGGUGAAGACCAAAUUUGGCCUGACACUGAAGUUCAACUGGAACAGCCACGUCUCCCUAACCCUCCCCAGCACCUACUCAAACCUCAUCGGAGGGCUCUGCGGAAACUGGAACGGCCAACGGAACGACGACCUCCUCAAACCAGACAAGAGCCCUGCCAACACCCCAACAGUAUUUGGGGACAGCUGGAAAGUGGGGAACGACCCUGGCUGCUCAAGCGACUGCGACGGCAAGAAGUGCCCCACCUGUGACCACAGCUUGAUGCUUCAUUACCAAACAGGGAAGUACUGCGGCAGAAUCACAGACAAAAACGGUCCGUUCAAGCACUGCCACGCCAAGGUGGACCCCACAGAGUACUAUGAGGACUGUGUGUUUGAUAUGUGUAUGUACCGUGGCCAUGCCUCUGCCCUCUGUAACGCCCUCAGCACCUACACCACUGCCUGCCAGGAUGCCCCGGCCAAGGUGGAACAGUGGAGGUCAGACAGCUUCUGUCCAUCUUCCUGCAAGGUCAACAGCCACUAUGAGGUGUGUGCCUCAGGCUGCCCCCAGACCUGCAGCGGCCUCGAUGAGCCUGAGAGCUGUUGGAACUCCCUGUGCACCGAGGGCUGUGUCUGUGACGACGGCUUCAUACAGAGCGACAGCGAGUGUGUGCCGCUGGCUGAAUGUGGCUGCAUUCACCAAGGCCAGUACUACCAGAUGGGCCAGGUGUUCUUCCCCAGUGGCCAGUGCAAAGAGCGCUGUGUGUGUAACAAGGAUGGACACGUGGAGUGUAAUGUGAAGUUUGCCUGCGGUCCCAAUGAGAAGUGCCAGGUCCAAGACGGGGUGCAGGCUUGUAUACCCAUGAGUACGGGCACCUGCCAUGUGAGCGGGGCCAGGAGAUUCCACUCGUUCGAUGGCAGCUGCUUCAACCUACAUGGGGACUGUGUGUACAAAAUGUCGGAGGUUGUGGAGAAAGACGGAUCGAUGGCUCCAUUUGUUGUAUCAGUGCAGCAGUUGACCAAGAUUGGUGAUGCAAUGGUCACCAGGAGGGUUGAAAUACAGGCCUACAAAUACAAGAUAUCUAUGUCUCCCAGAGUUAUAUGGGAAAUAAUGGUGGAUGACGUUGCAACAAAUCUCCCACUGUCACUCGGAGAUGGAAAGGUCAGCGCCUACCAGAACGGCAUUAACAUCAUCGUGGUAACAGACUUUGGCUUGAUGGUGACCUACGACACCGUUGCUGGCGCCAUCAUACAGCUUCCAUCCACCUUCAAAGGUGUUACCGGUGGUCUCUGUGGCAACUAUAAUGACAAGAAGGAGGAUGACUUCCUGCUGCCCAGUGGGCUGCAGGAGUCGUCUGUGGAGAAGUUUGCAGCGGGGUGGUUAGUGGUUCAGGAAGGGGUCAAAUGUCAGACAGGAUGUGACGGUGGCUUGAAGUGUCCUCCCACCAGUGGACCCCCGCCGGCUUGUAGCAUCAUAAAGUCACCCAAGGGUCCAUUUGCCCAAUGCCAUGCUGUUGUGCCACCACAAGAGCACUUUGAGGAGUGCACGAAGGAGGGAGAGGGUGGGGAUGCCCUGUGCCGCCACUUACAGACGUAUGUGACUUUCUGUCAGGCAUCUGGUGGCCUUGUCAGCAGCUGGAGAUCUGACCAGUUUUGUCCUCUGACGUGUCCAGCUAACAGUCACUAUGAGUUGUGUGCCAACACCUGUUCUUCCACCUGUGACUCUCUGAGUGAGUCUCCCAAAUGCCCACUAUGCCAGGAGGGCUGCCAGUGUGAUGACGGCUUUGUGUUUGAUGGUGGCAAGUGUGUCCUACUGGAGAACUGUGGCUGUGUGGUUGAUGGACACUAUUACAAGUCUGGCCAGUCUGUGAUGCUGGGCAACUGUUCUGAGACCUGCAGCUGUGCAGCAGGAGUAUUCACCUGCAAGAACUCACAGUGCAAAGAGGGUCAGCAAUGUGGGUUGAAGAAUGGAGUCAUGGACUGCUACAGCACAGACCCCUGUGAAGAUACUGAAUGCCGUGAGAAGGAAAACUGUGCAGUGAUGAACAACAAGGCGGUAUGUGUGGCCCAGUCCAAGGCCACCUGCUGGUUGUUCGGUGACCCUCAUUACAGCACGUUCGACGGCCAGCCAUUCUCCUUCAUGGGCACCUGCUCCUACAUUCUGGUGAAUACGACCGGCAAAGAUCAAUCCCUGCCUCAGUUCAGCAUCCUGACCAAGAACGAGCUGCGCGUCAACUCCAAAGGCUCCUUCCUCAAGUCAGCCAACAUAGACCUGAGUGGUCACAGGAUCACCAUUCUCAGUGGCCAAAGAGGGACAGUGGAGAUUGAUGGCAUUAGGUCUGCCCUCCCUUUGAGUUUGGAGUCUGACAGCAUCAGAAUCACAGAGUCUGGUAUCCAAGGGACCAUCCAGACAGAUGUCGGCCUGAAGGUCACUUUUGACUGGACAGCCUUCUUCAUGGUGACCAUCAGCAGCAGUUACUACGACAACCUCGGUGGUAUCUGUGGCAACUACAAUGGUAACAAAGCAGAUGACUUCACCACUCCCACAGGUGUGCUUUCAUCAAAUACCACAGCGUGGGUGGCAUCCUGGAGUGUUGCUGACGGUGACCCAUUCUGCUGGCACGUCUGUAACAGCAACUGCCCCACAUGCUCAGAUUCAGACCGGGCACUUUACACUGGACCAGAGUACUGUGGUGUGAUGACAGACAGAGGGGGCCCAUUUGAACAGUGUCAUAAGAAAGUGCCGGUGAAGGAGUUUGCCUCAAAAUGCCUCUAUGAUGUGUGUGUGAAUGAGGGUCGACAGGAGGUGUUGUGUGAGGCCUUGGCUAACUACGUGGCCGAAUGUCAGCAGGCUGGGGCUGUUGUCUCACCACUGUGGAGAAAGGCCUCCAACUGCCGUUAGUACUCAGCUAUAACAAAACAUCACAUUUAGGAACAGUCUUAAAUGUGUAUAAUGACACGAUAGAACCACUUGUGCAUUUGCAGAAUGUAUUUGGACUACAUUUGUGAUGUUUGUUUAUUCUUAACUCGAACAGCCCUGGACUGCCCAUACCACAGCCACUAUGAGUUAUGUGGCACAGCCUGCCCUGCUACCUGUGCCGAUCCCAAUGUCCCAGAGAUCUGUUCCAAAGUCUGCGUGGAGGGCUGCCUGUGCAACAAAGGUUACAUGCUCAGCGGUGAACAAUGUGUCAUCAAGGUGUCAGGGUGUGGCUGAAUGAAAAACUCCUGAACAAAUACGUAAAACCUGUACAUAUCAAGUUUGGAGGCUUAAUUUUCAACUAAACUCUCAUGGCUCCAAAAUAUCCUUUAAAAAUUUAAAUGUUCCUUCCAUGUCCUGGUUGUUGGCUAGAGCAUUUCGACAUAAAAUCGUAAAAGUAUCUUAAAAUGACCUUCUGUAUUUGAUAACAUAUUCCAAACUAUAUAAUGUUGUGAGGGAUUAUGAGUAUUCAUGCAUGGAAUUGUUAUUGAACUCUAUAUUCAUUAAAAUUCAAAUAUAAUCCCAGAGUUGUGUAUUACUAAAACUGAGAUUAUCUCUGUACGCGUGUAUCUCUGUCUAUCCUUUACAACUUUCAAAAGCCUAAUAAUAAACAUAU
Molecule: messenger RNA, 6444 nt
Organism: Oncorhynchus gorbuscha (pink salmon)
Lineage: Eukaryota; Metazoa; Chordata; Actinopteri; Salmoniformes; Salmonidae
Product: IgGFc-binding protein-like
Exons: 12
Coding region: 3-5753 (1916 amino acids)
Molecular function (GO): protein binding
Source: RefSeq, a predicted model, not a curated record